Salarias fasciatus (jewelled blenny) is the source of this 2959-nucleotide messenger RNA. Its product is annotated as myotubularin-related protein 9. The record is from RefSeq and is a predicted model, not a curated record. The transcript has 11 exons. Lineage: Eukaryota; Metazoa; Chordata; Actinopteri; Blenniiformes; Blenniidae. Gene Ontology annotation, cellular component: cytoplasm. Gene Ontology annotation, biological process: negative regulation of autophagy; phosphatidylinositol dephosphorylation. Gene Ontology annotation, molecular function: protein phosphatase binding. The coding region runs from base 337 to 1983 and encodes 548 amino acids.
CAGUCUCCGCUUCUCAGGAAACGUGCACUUCCGUCUUUUGUGGCCUCGAACGGCACAUUUUCCAUUUCCAGAGCGGCCUCAGUGUUCGGCAGGCCCCCGGGCGAGCAAGGUGUCGCCACAUAAACUGGCAGCGAUGCUGAGAAAAACAUGAAACCUCUUCUAUUUAUAGGCUCCUUAUCGACAAGCAAACAGCGCGCAAGUGAAAGCGCCGCGCGUCCGAACGCUGCGCGCACGGCAGAGAGCGCACUUUCAGUUUCUCCAUUAAGAGGAAAAAAAAAAAAACAGAAGUGACUUCAGUUUGAAAGAUUUGAAAGGAAGAGGGUCCGAGCUUGUUUCAUGGAGUUCUCCGAGCACAUCAAGACCGCCAAUGUGGAGGACGUGGUGCUGCGGCAGCCGCUGAAUCCGCCGGGCCGGGGCACGCUGUGCAUCACCGGACACCACCUGCUCUUCUCGGACCGGGAGGACGGAGGAUCCCGCCAGCUUCUACUGCUCCUCAGGAACAUCGAUGCCAUUGAGAAAAGUGUGGAAAACCUCUUGGGCUAUUCUGGCUUCUUCUCUAAUGCAGGCCUCAGUGAAAGGAUGACAGGAUCAUCAGGGACGAUCACCAUCAAGUGUAAAGACCUGCGUGUUUUCCAGCUGGACAUCCCAGGAAUGGAACAGUGUCUCAACAUCGCACGCUCCAUUGAGACCCUGUCCUGUCUGGACUGCGUGUGCGAGAUGUACCCCUUCUUUUACAGACCGGCCUUUCUCAGCCUGCAGGACCAGUGGGGGCUCUCAUCGCCUGAAAAACACUACAGUCAAAUGAAGGCACUUCAGGCGGGCUGGAGGCUGAGCAGUGUGAACAGAGACUACUCGGUGUGUCCCUCGUAUCCCCCAGCGGUCAUCGUGCCAAACGGCGUAGACGACGACACGCUGAAGAAGGCGGCCAAAUUCAGACAGGGAGGGCGCUUCCCUGUCCUCUGCUACUACCACAAGAAGAACGGCAUGGUGAUCAUGCGCAGCAGUCAGCCGUUACCCGGAGCCAACAGAAAGCGCUGCAGGGAGGACGAGCUCCUCCUCCAGGCCGUGAUGGGAGACUCUGACAAAGGCUACGUCAUCGAUACCCGCUCCAGUCAGCAGGCUCAGCAGGCCCGCAUGACCGGUGGAGGGUUCGAGUCCAAAUCAAGCUACAGCUGCUGGAAGAGGCUGCACAGGCAGAUGGAGAGGGGUAAAGCCCUCCAGGAGAGCCUGAUUAAAGUGGUGGAGGCUUGUGGCGAUGAGUCUCACAACAUGGACCGGUGGCUCAGUAAGCUGGAGAAUUCUAAGUGGCUGUCUCACAUCCAGACGGCUCUGUCUACCGCCGGCCUGCUGGCUGAAUGCGUGGAGAGGGACGGUCACUCGGUCCUGGUCCACGGCUCCGAGGGGAGAGAUUGUUCUCUGCUCAUCAGCACUCUGGCUCAGAUCAUCAUGGAUCCACACUGUCGUACGAUGGAGGGCUUCCUGGCUCUGCUGGAGAGGGAGUGGGUCCAGGCGGGCCACCCGUUCCAGCAGAGAUGUGCUCGCUCGGCCUUCUCCCACGCUCGCCUCCAGCAGGAGUCCCCGCUCUUCCUGCUGCUGCUGGACUGCGUGUGGCAGCUGUGGCGGCAGUUCCCGCUGGCGCUGGGUUUCUCCGAGGCGCUGCUCCUGCGACUGGCCACUGAGGUUUACGCUUCAAACUACGGCACCUUUCUGUGCAACAGCGAUCAGGAAAGAUGUACACUGGGAGUGAAGACCAAGACUCACUGUUUAUUCCAAGCCUUAUUGAGGCUUGAGGAAAGAGAUUACUACUGUAACCCGUUGUAUGAGCCCACUGAACUCGCUAUCUGGCCCUCAGUUCACCCUCAGUCCCUACAGCUCUGGAGAGGCUUCUUCCUGCGGUGGACGCCACAGACUCGUCACCUGGAAGAGGCUCAGGAGGAAAUCAGGAACAUGGUCAUCGAGUGCGGGAAGCUGAUGCUCAGAUGAUUCCCACUUAUUUCAAGGAGGGAUGUUACCAGAGGAUUAAAGUCAGAAUAGCAUUAUCAUUUUCAAAACACACCGCAAUGUCCACAGAAGCACAACAUUGUUUUUAUUUCAUAAGAUAAUGUGGGAGCAUGGAUUUUUUUUUUUUUUAAAGCCAGCCCAGUCAUACACCCGCACAGCCAGGAGAACAGCUGGAACGUCAGGCUCUUCGUCAGACUCUACAUGAAGCCAACUGAACUUCAGAAAACAAAACACAUUGAUCUGAUAUUCCCCAUGAUGAGGAGGUAGUGUCCCCUUGAAAGAAUUCCCUGAAGAGUAUUUAUAGACUAGUUUUAUCUUUUUAUUUUUUGCAUUCCAGAAUGGAUACCGCCACCGUUGCGCUUUUUCACUAACUCCUGAUCCCUGCUGGACGCUGCAUUUGCACUAUCGGUGGUAAUUACUGAAUAACCACUUUGAUCUGGCUUCCGUUCCCUUGGGAAAACUGUCUUUCCAAUAUUUCCAUUUUCAUUUCUGUGGAAUUUCUGCGCUCGACUGGGACUUUUGCAUUGAUGUGGAUCUUCCAACAUGUCAGGUAUAAAUACAUAUUGACUCGGCUUUUGCACUUGGAAGUGUUUAGAAAAAAAGCAACAUCUGCAGCUACAUGAAAUGUCAUUGUGUUUACAAAUUCUGUGGAAGUCAGCUUAACCAGUGCCUUUAUUUGUUCUGUUUCAUGGAGUGUAUUUUUUACAUUUCAUUACAAAAAUACACACAAAAAGUUAAGGUUAAUAUUUAAACCAGAGGUCAUUCAUAUUUCUGAAACACACCUUUCAACCUUAAAGCUAUUCACGCAUUUAAAAAUGCUUGAAAAGUUAUUAACGAUGGCUUACCAGCAUUGUUUACAUCUGUAUGUCUCAGUUGGUUUCAGCAUUUGAAAGUCAGCCUUUUAAAAAAACAUCUUUAAAUAUGUUGUAAAUAUCUGUGCUAUUAAUGUUGAAUAAAU